Molecule: messenger RNA, 1013 nt
Organism: Cercocebus atys (sooty mangabey)
Lineage: Eukaryota; Metazoa; Chordata; Mammalia; Primates; Cercopithecidae
Exons: 4
Coding region: 1-690 (229 amino acids)
Source: RefSeq, a predicted model, not a curated record
AUGGACGACAGCGGAAGCCCUGGGGCAACCCCUGAAACUCGACAGUUCGCGCCACUCCCCGCCUCCGGGGUCCCCUCGCCUGGGGCGGCGGCUGGAGAAGGGCGCACCCCGCCCGCGGAGACCCACGCGCUCACCUGCACGAUAGACUGCACCUGCCCUGGUCGGCGGGAACAGGGACCAAGGUCCGGCUCCUCGUCCGGCUCCAGGCUCCGGCCGUGGUCCCGCGGGCAGUGUAAAAGCGGCCGCCGCUCCUGUGCCCUCCGGCCGACCCUCCCCGGCGGGACCGCGGGCCGUGCAGGUUCUCGGGGGUCGCACCGUCCUGGAGGUCGCACGGUCCCAGAGUUGCCUGUCCCAGGGGUCGCCCAGUCCGGAGGGUCGCUCCAUCCCCGGGUCGCACGUCCCCCGAUUGUCCGGCCCCGGGCUGCAGCAUCCCAGCCUUGCAGAGGCGAGCGCGCCACCCACCCCAAACUGGCCGCCCCCUGCGCGGACGCACUGGGUUCCGCGCCCUGCAGGCUGCUGGCGAUCCCGCCGCGGGGUUUCUCCCCGGACCUCACAGCAUGGACAGCCCACUCGGAACGGCGUUCCCGGCAUUCACCACUGAAGGCCAUGCUACAAGGAGAAACAUAUGAAGGAAACAUGUUCCUCUCAUGCAUCCGUAACAAGCAGGCUGUAGGAGCUCGUCUGUUGUGAGAUGGAGCAGGUCCUGAAGUCAUUCCUGAUGGCUGGAAUUUUCACAAACCUUUCUCACUGCAUAGCACUAAGAAUCCAGUAAUGUGAAAAAUCAUGAGUUAUUUCCUCAAUAAUUUGCAAAGGUCAGAAUUAUUAUUUCUUUGCCAUUCCUUUGAUAACAAAAGUUUUCUUCCUUGUCAUUUGUGGGAUGUUUUUGCUGGGUGACAGGCAAGUAACAUGACACCACCCCAUGAACUGUGUUUUAGCAGAAUUUGAAAAACAAGGGGCCGGGCGCAGUGGCUCACGCCUGUAAUCCCAGCACUUUGGGAGGCCAAGGCAGGUGG